Molecule: messenger RNA, 9621 nt
Organism: Chroicocephalus ridibundus (black-headed gull)
Lineage: Eukaryota; Metazoa; Chordata; Aves; Charadriiformes; Laridae
Gene: DLG2
Product: discs large MAGUK scaffold protein 2
Exons: 30
Coding region: 1209-4397 (1062 amino acids)
Biological process (GO): establishment or maintenance of epithelial cell apical/basal polarity; receptor clustering; embryo development
Cellular component (GO): neuromuscular junction; neuron projection; postsynaptic density membrane
Molecular function (GO): kinase binding
Source: RefSeq, a predicted model, not a curated record
GGCGCCCGGCCCGGUGCUCGUUGCUAGGGGCGGCGGAUGGCGGCGGCGGCGGCUCCCCCAUGGAGACGGGGCUGAGCGGGGAUCCUGCAGCCGGCGGCCGGGACGCGGGGACUCCCCCGAGGAGCCUUCGAUGGGGGGAGGCCCAGUCCUCGGGAAAAAGGGAGAGAGAGAGGCUCAUACUGAAGCCAAACAGCUGCGCUUCUGAGUGGGAAACUCUGGACUGAUCUCAUGGCUGGCUUUUUAUUUCGUUAAUACUUCAUUAUCUCUGAAAAUGAACCUUUUUUGAAGCUCUUCUCCUGACUCUCCUUACUCCUCUUUCACGAGGUGGCUGCUGUGCGAGGGAAGAAAUGGCAUGAAGUAAAUGACUCCCAUAUAAAGCGAUCUGCUUUGCCAAAGUGCCCAGUGAGCAGCACUGUCACUUUAAUAAUUCCAGGUCAAGGGAUUGCUUUCCUCGUUUCCAAUCCUCUCUUUUAAUACAUGGGAGGAUCAGAGGGACAUUAAAGACCGUAAGGCUGGGUGGCUUGCAGAUAAUAAAAAUGAAAGUGACUGGCCAGUGACUUCUGUUGGGUAAGAGUGUGAUAUUUGAAGGCUGUUGUCUGGUGAGGAAAAAAGGGACCUUUUCAGUCUGCCGUGUAGUCACCUAAUACAUAGCUAGCAAAAUUCAUUCAAGAAGUGAAAGAAGUUUAAAGAGUCACUUUGGAUUGUUUUUGUCUUCCUCCUUAUUUGGAUUAUUUGGGAGUUUUUGUCCUGCCAGUAAUAUAUUUUUGAGCAUGUACAGGUGGAGUAUUAUGACAGCUGCCUAGAGACGGACUGUGCCUUAAUUGUAUUACAUAAAAUCUUUUAAUUUUCAAACUUUGCUGCCAGAAGAGGAGUUAUAAUAAGGUUUUAUAUUGCCGAGGAACAUUUUAUCUUGUAUUUUUAUAGAUUCAAACAUAUUUUAAAGAAACUGAAAACAUCUCUUAAAAAAAUCAAAAAGCUUCUUUUUUCCUUUUUUUUUUUUCUUAUUUCUGGGAAGCAUCGGAAGUCCAAUACAAGAAAACAGCAAGUAUUGAUAGACAUGAAGAUUGAAGCUGCAUUUCCUAACUAACUGAACUGUAAAAGUGUUUUGCAAUAGAUAGCCAGUUCCUGACCUUACAAGGUGUUCCCGUAGUUCAUCGUUAAUACCUGUUAAAAAGUGCUUGCAACCAGAUUCAGAAGUAGGAAGAAGAAUGCCAGUCAAGAAGAAAGAUACUGACCGAGCUUUAGUGCUGCUGGAAGAAUAUUGUAAAAAACUAAAGAAGCCAGAAGAGCAACAACUGAAAAAAGCCAUCAGAAAGGUGAUGGGAAUCUUUAAGAGCAGCUUGUUUGAGGCACUUCUAGAUAUUCAAGAGUUUUAUGAAGUGACACUGCUAAAUUCCCAGAAAAGCUAUGAGCAAAAAAUAGAAGAAGCAAAUCAAGUUGCAGAGAAAUGGGAGAAGACAACAUCUGCUACAGACCAUGAAAAUCUGCCGAAAAACCAAGAGUCUGCAGCUUCCAAUGGAUCAGAAGGAUCUGGACAAUGUGGUGAACACAAUAAGGAGAACCAGACUUGUGAAAGUUAUGUGGUAGACAUGAAGACAAAGAGAGGGAAGACUUUAAGAGCUGACAGCGAGCUUUCUAACACAAUGAUUCAUGUAAGACACCUGAAAGGCAAGCUCUGCACCAGCAUCCCUGCAAGAAAGAAAGGCCAAGAGGAAGAAAAUCCCACAGGUAGAGGCCUUCAGCUGGGACCUUUUCCUGAAAUGGAAUGGACUAAUGCACAGAAAUAUCGUUAUCAAGAUGAGGACGCUCCACAUGAUCAUACUUUGCCUCGAUUAACCCACGAAGUGAGAGGCCCAGAGCUUGUUCAUGUGUCAGAGAAGAACUUGUCUCAAAUAGAGAAUGUCCAUGGAUACGUCUUACAGUCGCACAUUUCUCCUUUGAAGGCAAGCCCUGCCCCUAUAAUUGUCAACACAGACACCUUGGACACAAUCCCUUAUGUCAAUGGAACAGAAAUCGAAUAUGAAUUUGAAGAAAUUACUUUGGAGAGGGGGAAUUCCGGCCUGGGGUUCAGUAUUGCUGGAGGAACAGAUAACCCACACAUUGGGGAUGAUCCUGGGAUAUUCAUUACUAAGAUUAUACCAGGAGGAGCUGCAGCAGAGGAUGGAAGACUCAGGGUCAAUGAUUGCAUCUUGCGAGUGAAUGAGGUCGACGUGUCAGAAGUCUCACACAGCAAAGCCGUGGAGGCCCUGAAAGAGGCUGGGUCCAUAGUGCGGUUGUAUGUUCGUCGAAGGAGACCUAUUCUGGAGACCGUGGUAGAGAUCAAGUUGUUCAAAGGACCUAAAGGUCUGGGUUUCAGUAUUGCAGGAGGGGUGGGAAACCAACACAUCCCUGGGGACAACAGCAUCUAUGUCACCAAGAUCAUUGAUGGAGGAGCUGCGCAAAAAGAUGGGAGGUUGCAGGUUGGAGAUAGACUUCUGAUGGUAAAUAAUUACAGUUUAGAAGAAGUUACCCAUGAAGAGGCAGUAGCGAUACUGAAGAACACAUCAGAUGUAGUCUAUCUGAAAGUUGGAAAGCCCACCACCAUUUACAUGACCGAUCCUUAUGGCCCACCAGAUAUUACUCACUCUUAUUCUCCACCGAUGGAAAAUCAUAUACUCUCUUCUGGAAACAAUGGCACUUUAGAGUACAAGGCAUCCCUGGCCCCCAUCUCACCAGGAAGAUACUCACCCAUUCCAAAGCACAUGCUUGUGGAGGACGACUACACCAGGCCUCCUGAACCUGUUUACAGCACUGUGAACAAACUGUGUGAUAAACCACCUUCUCCUAGGCACUAUUCCCCUGUCGAGUGUGACAAAAGCUUCCUUCUUACAGCUCCCUAUCCCCACUACCACGUAGGCCUGCUCCCUGACUCUGAGAUCACCAGUCAUUCCCAGCACAGCACUGCAACGCGUCCACCCACAGUGAGCUUGCAGCGGACCAUUUCUGUGGAAGGAGAACCUCGAAAAAUCAUCCUGCACAAGGGCUCCACAGGACUUGGUUUUAACAUUGUGGGAGGAGAAGAUGGGGAAGGCAUUUUCGUGUCUUUCAUCCUCGCAGGCGGCCCUGCCGAUCUCAGCGGAGAACUGCAGCGAGGAGACCAGAUUUUGUCUGUGAACGGUAUUGAUCUUCGAGGUGCUACCCACGAGCAGGCUGCAGCUGCGCUAAAAGGAGCAGGGCAGACGGUAACAAUCAUAGCACAAUACCAGCCGGAGGAGUACGCUCGGUUUGAGGCAAAAAUCCAUGACCUGCGCGAGCAGAUGAUGAAUCACAGCAUGAGUUCUGGGUCCGGCUCCCUGAGGACUAAUCAGAAGAGGUCACUGUAUGUCAGAGCCAUGUUUGACUAUGACAAGAGCAAAGACAGUGGCCUCCCAAGCCAAGGACUCAGUUUUAAGUACGGAGACAUCCUUCACGUCAUCAACGCCUCGGACGACGAAUGGUGGCAGGCGAGGAGGGUCACUCUGGAGGGAGACAGUGAGGAGAUGGGAGUUAUACCCAGCAAGAGGAGAGUUGAAAGGAAGGAGCGUGCACGUUUGAAGACGGUGAAGUUCAACGCAAAACCUGGUGUAAUUGAUGCAAAAGGGUCAUUCAAUGACAAGCGUAAAAAGAACUUCAUCUUUUCACGAAAAUUCCCAUUCUACAAGAGCAAGGAGCAGAGUGAGCAGGAAACAAGUGAUCCAGAACAACAUGUUUCUUCUAAUGCCAGCGAUAGUGAAAGUAGCUACAGAGGCCAAGAAGACUGCAUCCUUUCUUAUGAACCUGUCACCAGACAGGAAAUUAAUUACACCAGGCCGGUUAUUAUUCUGGGUCCCAUGAAAGAUCGGAUCAACGAUGAUUUGAUAUCUGAAUUCCCUGAUAAGUUUGGGUCGUGUGUACCACAUACCACACGGCCAAAGCGUGACUAUGAAGUGGAUGGGAGAGAUUAUCAUUUUGUCAUUUCAAGGGAACAAAUGGAAAAAGAUAUCCAAGAGCACAAAUUUAUAGAAGCUGGGCAGUACAAUGAUAAUUUAUAUGGAACUAGUGUCCAGUCUGUGAGAUUCGUGGCAGAAAGGGGCAAGCACUGUAUACUCGAUGUGUCAGGAAAUGCUAUCAAACGACUACAAGUUGCACAACUCUAUCCCAUCGCUAUCUUCAUUAAGCCUAAAUCGUGGGAGCCUCUGAUGGAAAUGAACAAACGUCUUACAGAGGAGCAAGCGAAGAAAACCUAUGAUCGAGCAAUUAAAUUAGAACAAGAAUUUGGAGAAUAUUUUACAGCUAUUGUCCAAGGAGAUAGCUUAGAAGAUAUAUAUAAUCAAUGCAAACUUGUAAUUGAAGAACAAUCUGGGCCUUUCAUCUGGAUUCCUUCAAAGGAAAAAUUAUAAAUUAGCCACUGCACCUCUGAUUACGACGGGAGAAUAUUUAGAAGAAAACUAUAAUAUACUAUUUGGAGGCUUUCCUGUUUUUGUUGCAUUUAUGUUCUUUGCAGUCAAUGUGAAUUUUGAUGAAUGUACAACACAAAGUGUUUGAAGCCAUGAAGGACACUGAUGGGUCAAAGGGUAGGAACAAAAAGACUUCUACCAUAUAAAGCAAAUCUGUUGUGUGCUCAGAGCACCAGUUGUAGGUAUAAACUUUUGACAUGGAGACCCUCUGUCAAGGGGAGCUAGCCACCUCCUGUGCCCACGCGGACAUUUUGGUAGAUUUCAAUGGCUGAGCUCAGUGUGUUGAUUGCUUUAAAGAGAAGUUCCCGGCUCUUGAACCUCAUAUAGGGCUUGAUCCUGCAAGGCGCUCAGCACUUGACCCCAGUUCCUACACGAGUAGCCCGUUGACUUGGAGUCACUUGUGGUCUUUCCCUACGCCGUUCAGUCCCAUCAGUUCCAGUAGGACUAUUCAUGUGCUCAAAGCUAAGCACAGGCUUAAGCGUUUUGCUAGAUCAGGGCCACACGCACCUUGCAAAAUCAAGCUCAGAGUACUUGGUCCACUUCCUACUGAAGUCACUGGUGAUGCUCUUUGACUUGACUAGGAGGUGGGUCCUAUUCUAAGCUUGUCAUUGCACAUUUGUAGUUGGUACACCUCGACUUUGGUAACUAUGCACAUCUUUUGAUUUCUGAAACCAAGUCAAGCAUUUCUUUUUUUCCCCCUUUGGAAACACUAUUGCAUCAGGAACUAAUAACAAUAUAGUUUAUUUUAAUGGAGUUUGGGGGUGGGAGAGGAUGGAAGCAUUUCACAUCACACACACACACACACACGUGGACACAAACGCAUUCCCAUGCAGACACACACAUGUAUGAGGAUUCACAGCACCUAUGUUGACAAGGAGGGAUACAACUGGGAAAAGCUUUAAAAUUUUUGAUUGUCUAUUUUAUCAUUUAUAUUGAUAGAAGGCACUUAAAGAUGGAAUAAUUUAUAAAAAUAAAAAUAUAUUGAUGUAUAGAAACUAAUUUCUAUAGGUAAAAAUGUUUUUGUGAGAUAUUUUGUAAAGAUUAAUUAAUUGAAAGAUUAAAUAUUUACACCCUUGUGCGACUGUAAAAUGUAAAGAGGACCAUCAAGUUGCAUUAUCCCUUUUCCAUAACAGAUUCUUUAUUAUUAACGACAAGCAAGACAAUUCCUUAAAUUGUAGUUGUCAUCUUGUUUUUCUCUCGAUUUUAUCCUCUCCCUUGCCUCUAUUUAAUCACGAUGAACUCCUGUGGAAAGAUCUCUUGAACUGACUGCCCUGUAGGACCCUUUCUGAACACAAAAGGAUAAUGCAUCUUUAAAUUGAGGUGGACGAUUUCUCAGAAGCAAAAUGUCAGUGCUUGAAUGCAGUUACUAAUUUCUCUCUUGGAGGGAGUCACACUUCACCCCCCAAAAUUUUAUGAUUCUUCCUGUUUCUUUAAAGGAAAUACCAAAAGCAUUUGAUCUUUCCUCUCUUUGCAGGCAGGCAGGUCACCAACUAACUUCUAUCUUCAAUUCAUUUCACAGUCAACAAGGGUCUUAAAAGCAAGAACUGAGGCAAUGGACAUUUGUGAGGGAUUUGGGGAAAGUCUGUGGAGUUGCAGUUUGGGGUGCAUGGAAGGGGAGCGGGGGGUAUUUUUUUCUCGUCUCACAUUGCCCUUCCUUUGUAUAUUGAUGCCAUUCUUCACUCUGACACGCGAGGGGACAGCUGCAAGAGAUAUUAUGAUGGUAAACUGAAUUGCCUUUGCUGCUGCUGGACCAAGUUUUCUAUAGAACCCACGCUCUCCUGCCUGCUGUGCCGCAGGAGUGCAGUGCGUGUUAGCUGGUGGCUACGGUAACCCUAAUGCUUAAGGACAUUUUAAGGGCAAACGCUAAAUAGACUCCUUGGUUACUCGUCUAUUUGAAGCUUACAUUUCUACACCCUGUCAAGCCGACAGGAAUAUCCAGCCAACCUCCGCGGACAAGCUCCGACGAGCUGGAUGUUUGCGAUACAGCCACCAGCAGUGACAGGGUUAAAAAUAGGGGCAUUUUAGUGGCCCUGAGGUGGCCUCUCACUUACUGCCCUGCUACCGUAACUUUGAGAAGUUCACACUUCUUUAUCUACUAUUUUUCUUGCCUGGCCAGCGCAGAUUUACAAACAAGGGUUUCAGUUAUGUCUCCAAAAGAGCUUUGUAACCAGAAGGGCUAGAAACAUUUUAUUUUAUUUUUACAAAACAUAAAUGAACAACGAAAGCUUAAAUUUUGGACAAUUCUGCAGAAAUCCACAGAGUGACCCCAGAUCUUUGGAAGCCAUGGAUUUUUCCAUGCUGGCAAAGUGCUAUUGCCCCAGGUUGGGAAAUAACCCACCAGACCUGAAAAAAACCAAGCAUCCUAAAGCAGGAACUUCAUUCUAGUUUUCAGCUCUGUUUUUAAGCAAUCAAUCACAUCUGCUUCUUUGUUUCUUAGUUCAGCAUGCAGCCUUUUACGGUACUAUCCUACUAGUAACUGUUUUGCUUUGUCAUGUGCUGUGCUUUAUGGUGAACAGUAACACUAUGGCUGAGUACAAUCAAUUUUUCCAUCAGUCCUUGGUUACUGUAGUAACAUUAUUUAUUUUUCCCUGUCUGUUGUUUGUGCUUCCAAUUUAGAGUUGCCAUUGCACUUCCUUCUUUUUUUUUUUUUUUUUUUUUUUUAAAUAAAACAUAUAUUUAAAAACAAUACACCAAGAGAAGCGGCGAGAGGUCUUAUUUCCCUUAGGGCUUGUACUGCCAUUUGUUUUGUGCGUUGAAGUUUUGCGUUUCAUGUUUUAGCAUCCUCAGAGCUGCGGUUCGUUUUUGCCUUGCAGCUGUUCAGAUCAUACUGGGUGGUAGUGGGAGGAGGAAGAGAAACACAAGAUUCAUGCAAAAUUACAUCUGGUGCACAAAAAAGAAAAAAAAAAAAACAAAAAAAAGGUCCAAACUCACAACCCACAGCAGUUGGCGCCUGAGACCAUGUUGGUGCUAACACAGCUUAGCGAAAUCAGAUUCCUUUUCUGUCCAUGGAAAAGACUUGCGAGCGUCUAAACAUGAGACAAAUGCAAACGCUGGACCCUUUAGGAAAAGUGCCGGAUCACACCCCUGGUGCUAUUUCUCAUGUUCUGGCACAGUGUGUAGCACCGUAGGGUCUAAGCAGAACCAAAAUUGUCACGGCUUUUUGUCCACCCAUGAAUGAUCAUCACGACGACAUCUUGCUAGCUUUGUGCAGAUGUGCAAUACUACAACCUAUUUAUUUCUCCUGGCCACAAAGCAUCUCCCAUGCACUGACUCAUUGAGAGCUUGCUAACAGGGCUCAGCGGAACGGCACUCUUCGCUGGUCUGACCGUCAACCAGUGAAAGAGCUUCUUUCUUGCUUAAUUCCCCCUUCCUACAGAGGUACCCUGUCCACGCUAGCGCUUUGUGAUUUCUUUGGUAGUAAAGGCUGUUUCUAGAUAAAUAUUCUGUGAUGUAAUUGUGUUUGUAGCUAGCAUGGUUUGACGCUCCGGUGUGGAUAGGGUCCUAGGAACCACCCUGUGAAAGUCAAGGAUAAGAAAUCUCUUCGUUGCACUGAAAUGUCAAAUCCUCAUCCUGGAGAGCAGUGUGGAACCUGAGCUAAUAACCACUACGAGCCAGCGACAGUGUCCUAGUUAUACAACGUCCAUCUACCUAUUUACAGUAGUUUUCUAUGGAGAAAUUGUUGGUGUUACGCCUUCACUGUUACUUGCCCAUCAGCACUCGGUCAAAUCGGUUCUUUUUUUCGGUUUUCUUAUAUUUUAACUUUUGUUUUUCAAAUUGUAUCCCUGACCAGAGGACUCAGUGAGUGACAACACAUGAGGAUGUUUGUAGGAAAAACAGUGUAGAUGAAAAAAGUCUCAAUCUUCUUUUUAAGCUGCAGAUUUGAAGCCAUAAUAUCUGCCGUGUUCACAGAAAGUGGUCUUUUAUCCUUCACAGCUUUUAAUCUCAGCAUUUUUUCUCUUGGACAUUUUGUCUGCCAUGUUAUGCAUGCGGUUCACUGUUCAACUGCAUUCAUGUGCUCAAGCUCAUGCCUUGGUGGAAUAAAUGUAUUUUCCUAUUCCAUUAAAAAUUAGACAUCUUGUCAAUUAGUUCAGAAGUAAGAAUGAGAUCACCAUUGUGUUAAAAAAAAAAAAAGAUUCCCAUUUUAGGGCACAAAUCAGCAUCAACGCUAACAGCGAAUAACAUCUGAAAUCCAUUCAGCAUAUAGCUAGCCUAGAUCCUCAGCCGGUGUAAAUCACUGUCACUCCAUUGAUUUCACAGAAUCACAGAAUGGUUUGGGUUGGAAGGGACCUUUAGAGAGCAUCGAGUCCAGCCCCCCUGCAGUGAGCAGGGACAUCAGUGGAGUCCAUCCCAUUUACACCGCCUGAAGUUGCCCUUUCGUUCUCCCCACUACACUGAUCUUUCAGCAUUACUGUAAAACACCAAGGCCACGUGAUUAAAGAGCAGCUCAGCACUUGCCAUCAUUAUUUACUGCUUGUAUUACUGUAGCACCCAGAGGGCCAAGUCAUGGAGCAAGAUUCUUUUGAGGUAGGUGCUGUGAAAUUGCUGAACAAAAAGACACCCCAUGGGCCAAAUGCUGUGGCCGGAUUUUCAGAAGGCUUCAGCCCCACCGACAUCUCGCCAAAAGCAAUAGGAACCACUACCCCCUUUGGCCCUUUUGAGACUCUGUCGUUAAGGUGAGCAGUGUGAGACGCAAUUUAUCAUCCCUCAUGCCGCGUUAGCAGCUUACGCCAUCUGGCCCUGACCUACAGCGCAGGUACCUCGCCCUGGUGUAAAACAGCAUUUCUGGGGAUGCAGCCAGCAUCCUAGGCAAGAUCUUUUUCAGGGGAAAAAAAGGCAAAAAGAAAAAAAAAAAAAGGCAAAAAAAAAAAAGGCAACACUGUUGGCUCUUAGUGGGAUAGCAACCUUUUAAUUUGUGUUCCUAAAUUUGAAUCGGCCAGUCCGAAUUUCCGAGUGCAGGCUCCAUCCGGCACGCUGGCCGGCGCGCGUCUCUUCAGCAGGAUGUUCCUCAGCCCAGCUGUAGUGUGGGGUACUCAGAAUCUGAACUGGAGUUUACAAAAUACCCUGUCCAGCUUACACUCCUGUUAUGUGUAAAUACUCUGCGCAUCCAUUCCAUUUGUGUAAAGAAUAAAGCACACACAAUUAUAAAAAUUAAGAUGUAUAUUUCAUA